AUGUUUGGAUCGCAGGGCUACCGUCCGCCAAUGGCCCUCUGCGAGCGCAAGCUCAAUCAAAUGAAAGGUCGUGUUUUCAACUUACAAAUUGCUACGAACAGUCCCGUGGAUCCCAUCGCAGAAGAUGCCUUCCAAUCUAUGCUCGACAACUCAAUGGUCAGCACCUUUGGACAGUCGACCAUCCUGGAUCGAUUCCGCACAGUCAUUGGCGUGUUUAACUACAUCAACCAUCCGUCUGCGCGGACAAUUCUCAACCGGAACAUUAGGGACAUGAGAACCGCGUUGAUAGAGAUUGGGGGUGCUGUUCCGCAGCUGAAUCCGGCUGUUGCCCUGUUUGACGAGUUCGUUCCGGCGUGGUAUCAAUAUGCUGCGAGACUGAGGCGCGACUGGCUUAGGAGACUUCUGACAGCGACGCGGGAUAGGGUCAAUGAUGAGAUCCGUGUGGGAAAUAGAGUUCCUGGUGCUCAGCAGUUUAUUGCCGAUAUUAAUUACCUCAUCAGCCGGCUUGAUGACAUGGUAGCGCCGCCAAUUGAGCGUACUUAG
This is a messenger RNA of Fusarium verticillioides 7600, 543 nucleotides long. RefSeq lists its product as hypothetical. The coding region runs from base 1 to 543 and encodes 180 amino acids. The record is from RefSeq and is a predicted model, not a curated record. NCBI's taxonomy places the organism in Eukaryota, Fungi, Ascomycota, Sordariomycetes, Hypocreales, Nectriaceae. The transcript has a single exon.